Messenger RNA from Dermacentor albipictus, 1440 nucleotides. Its product is annotated as glyoxylate/hydroxypyruvate reductase A-like. Lineage: Eukaryota; Metazoa; Arthropoda; Arachnida; Ixodida; Ixodidae. Gene Ontology annotation, molecular function: NAD binding. The record is from RefSeq and is a predicted model, not a curated record.
AACUGUAAUGUUUGGGCUGGUAACAAGCUGCAAGGGGACGCAUGAAAAUUUAAAUGCAUCGCUACGUGUUGUAGUGUAAGCUGUUACCGUGGAAAUAUUGUACUGCUGCGUCAUGCGAAAUUGUCAUGUUCCAAUUGUCAUUACGUUCGUCAUCGCUUUAUGUGAGGAUCUCGUGUAGGCAAGCUGCUCGUGCCGCUAAGCUAGAGCGGUUUCGUGAGUUCCCUUGCUUACAACCUGCCAUUCGUUCCUUUGCUUCGGAAGCCCGAGUUUCCAAAAUGGGACGUCCGGAGAUUUACGUCGUUUCGCGGAUUCCAAACCUCGCCGAACAUCUCCGAGAAGCAGUGAAAGGUCGAGCCGAUGUAGUUGAAAUCAUCGCAAAAUUCACUGUGCAUGAUGAUUGCCCCAAGAUUAAACCUGAAGUUGUCAAAAGGCUCCAGAGUGUUGAGAUCCUGGUCACCGACACCCACAUAUUGAAGGACAUACUCUACCAGCUGCCAAAAAUGAAGCUUGUGCAGGUCACAUCUGCGGGUGUUGAAAAUCUUAUUCCUAAUAUCGACAGAUCUGCGCCUGUUCCACAGUAUACUAUUGUACGGGCGAGCUGCUUCGGCGUCCUCAUGGCAGAAUACGUUGUGGCUGGCAUCAUCAACUUUGAGCGAGGCCUGUAUAGGUACUUUGAGUUGCAGAAGACCAGAAACUGGGAUGAUCUUAUAUCGCUCAAUUUUAGGACCUUAUCAGACUUGCGUGUCGCAAUCCUUGGAGCUGGUGUCAUUGGCGAAGAGAUUGCCAAGUCCCUCGUUCAAUUUGGAGCUACGGUGACCGGCUUUGCCAGGCGAAGCAGGGGCUCUGAGGAACUGCGCCGUUCAUCUUUUCAGAUGAUUUCUCCAGACCUGAGCUCAUUGCUUGAAGACUGUCACUACCUGGUGAACGCACUCCCUAGCACCCCAAGUACCACUGGCAUCCUCAAUGGGGAUGUCCUGAGGCGGUGCAAGAAUAGCCCCGUGUUCAUCAAUAUUGGUCGCGGGAAUGUAAUCUCCGAGGGCUGCCUGCUGAAUGCUCUGAAGGAGAAGUGGAUCUCAGGGGCCAUGCUUGAUGUCUUUGAAGUCGAGCCACUGCCUACAUCAAGUCCUCUUUGGGCAACUCAGGAUGUCAUUGUCACACCCCACAUGUCUGGCCCCUCUAGGCCACAAGAAGUGGUCAAGAGUUUCAUGAUCAACUUUGAAAAGUUCCUGGCAGGGCAACCACUCAUACAUAAAUUUUCGUUUGAAUCUGGAUAUUAGGUUGAAUGCCUUCAACACCAUGUUUUCCAAGGCGAAUACUAGUUGUACAGUAUACUAGUCACAGCUUUUAAUAUAUAAAAUAAAAUCUAUGCGGAAAAAUAAUGAAUAUUACAACUGUACUUUUUUAAUAUUUACUAAUAAAUAUUGUAUUUUCAUACCUUAA